AUGAACACUCGUAUUGUCGUUGAAACGAUUCGAACAGUAGAUUUCAAUUCAAAUACAAAUACUAAAAAAACACCAUUCAGUCAUCAUUUAUUUUCUGCAAAUUCAUUUCUUAAUUAUACGAAGUCAGAUCGAAGAACGAGUUCACCAAUUGAUCAUCAACCAGCAGAAGAAGACAACGAAGAUAUUCCUACGGACGACGAUCUUGACGAAGAUUCAUGUAACAGUAUUUAUCCACAUGAUCAACAACAAGACGAAGUGACUAAAGAUCAAGAAAGUGCUGAUACACAUACAAUUUGGAAUGCAAAUAAAGUUUCACCAACAUACGACGAUAAUACACCAAGUAUUCAAUAUUCAAAUUCUGAUUCGGAAUUAGAAAAUUCAAAUCAUAAUACAAAUUCAAUAAAUAAUAAUCAUCAUCAUCAUCAUCAUCCUUGUCGAGAAUGUGGAAAAUCUUUUGCUACAACAAGUGGUUUAAAACAACAUAUGCAUAUACAUUCAUCAAUAAAACCAUUUCAAUGUGAAGUUUGUUUUAAAUCUUAUACACAAUUUUCAAAUCUUUGUCGACAUAAACGAAUGCAUGCUGAUUGUCGUACACAAGUUAAAUGUAGAUUUUGUGGACAAACAUUUUCGAACAGUGCUGCACUUAAUAAACAUCGACGUUUUUGUGGAGAUAUAACUUCAUUUAAUCAUACUUCUUCAAAAUCACCAUUAUCAAUUCCAACACAAGCAGCGCCACCUCAACCACCACCACCACCACCGGUACCACCUCAACCAACAAAUCUUCCAACAAUGUCUUUAAAUAAAGAACAAAUGAAUAAUUGGUUAUGGAAUUCAAAUUUCCCAUAUUCACUUCUUCCUUAUUUACCACGUUUAGCAACAAUAAAUCCAUUUCUUAAUGGUACAUUAUCACCAUUUUUUUCUCAUCCAUUUUCAUCAUCAUCAACAACAACAACAACAAAUACAAAUGAUUUAUCACCAGUUAAUUCAAUUGAAGAAAAAACAAAUUCAUCAACAACACCAAUAUCAAAUAGUCCAAAGCAAGAACAAACAAUAAAACGUUUUAAUAAUGAUGAUAUUCCACUUGAUUUAAGUGUUAAAAAAUCUCGUUAUGAUCAAUCACCAAUAACAUCAAAAUCAUCAUCACCUGAACGUGAUAUAAAAUCUCCAUCAAUAAUACAAAAUGAAUCAAAUCAACAAAAAUUUUCAUCAACAAAAUAUGAUGUUGAUUCAUUAUUAAAUCAUGUUAAAAAUACAAAAUCAAAUUUUAAAUUUGAUAUGAUUAAACAUUUAAAUACAUUUUAUCAUCAACAAUCAACAACUAUUUCAUCAUAUCCUCAAACAUCAACAACAACAACAACAGCAACAAAUAAUAAUAAUAAUAAUAAUAAUAAUACUAAUCCAUUUGAUAAUUGGCAACAACAUCAAACAACAAAUAAAUUACAAUAUUUUAAUACUCGUUUAAAUAAUAAAGAUAAAUAUACAUGUUCUUAUUGUGGAAAAGUUUUUCCACGUUCAGCUAAUUUAACACGACAUUUAAGAACACAUACAGGCGAACAACCAUAUCGUUGCAAAUAUUGUGAACGAUCAUUUUCAAUAUCAUCUAAUCUUCAACGUCAUAUUCGAAAUAUUCAUAAUCGAGAAAAAAAAUUUCCAUGUCAUUUAUGUGAUCGUCGUUUUGCUCAACAAAUUAAUCUUGAACGUCAUUUAACAAAACAUGAACGUGGUUUACCAUUAGAAGAUUUAUCUGGUGAUGAUGAUACAUCAUUAAAUGAUUAUCCAAUACAAUCAUCAACAUCAUCAAAUCAAACACAAUUAUUAACAAAUGCAGCAGCAACAGCAGCAGCUGUUGCUGCAGCAUUUCAUCAACAACAUACUAUGGAUUUAUUUCAACGUUUAUUACCAACAAAUACAAAUAAUUGUCAAACAAAUAAUUCAAUUAUAAAUCAACGUCGUUCAUCAUCAGUUUCAUCAACACAUACAACAACAUCAACAACAAAUUCAUCAUUACAACAAACUAAUGUUGAUGAAGAUGAUACAAUACAAAAUGAAGAACAACCUGAUAGUUGUUCACAAUCAAUACAAUCCGAAGAUGAUGAAGAUAUUUCAUCACCAAUUAAUUCUUGA
This is a messenger RNA of Rotaria sordida, 2124 nucleotides long. Lineage: Eukaryota; Metazoa; Rotifera; Eurotatoria; Philodinida; Philodinidae. The record is from the annotation of a GenBank genome assembly.